Molecule: messenger RNA, 787 nt
Organism: Bufo gargarizans (Asiatic toad)
Lineage: Eukaryota; Metazoa; Chordata; Amphibia; Anura; Bufonidae
Gene: PCBD1
Product: pterin-4 alpha-carbinolamine dehydratase 1
Exons: 4
Coding region: 152-466 (104 amino acids)
Biological process (GO): tetrahydrobiopterin biosynthetic process
Molecular function (GO): 4-alpha-hydroxytetrahydrobiopterin dehydratase activity
Source: RefSeq, a predicted model, not a curated record
GCAUUGAGAGAAGCUCAGCCCUGGUUGUUUGCCAUGGGCGGAUUUCUAGUCCACCCCCCUCCUCCUAAACACCCAGUCUGAGAAGCAGAAGCUGAGCUCCAGCAAGUGACAGACACGCCGGCUAAGCCACCAGUUGCUUAUCCGUGUAGAUAUGGCAGGAAAGGCUCACAGACUCAGUGGAGAGGAGCGAGAUCAGCUCCUGCCUAACCUGAGGGCAGUUGGGUGGAAUGAAUUGGAUGGCAGAGAUGCAAUUUGCAAAGAAUUCCAUUUCAAGGACUUCAACAGGGCUUUUGGAUUCAUGACCAGAGUUGCAUUACAAGCUGAAAAGUUAGAUCACCACCCUGAAUGGUUUAAUGUCUACAAUAAGGUUCAUAUCACCCUGAGCACUCAUGAAUGUGGAGGUCUUUCCGAGAGGGAUAUUAACCUGGCCAGUUUUAUUGAGCAAGUUGCAGCCACUCUGUCUUAACAAGAGGUGGCAGCACUGCCAUGCAACUAGAUGUCUAAACGAGGAAAAACUCAAGGACUUGACGUGUUCCUGAUGUGAAUAUGGAAAUAUCCAUUUAUUACUUGUGUCUUUUUCAAGCAUAAAAAAGUAGCAUUUCUUAAGAUGUACUGCUAACAAUUGAAACAUUGCAACUCUAAUGAUAAAAGCACUAAGUAAAACCUUAUUCACACAUCAGUGAUUUUCAUAAUUGAUUGUGAGCCAAAACCAGGAUUGGAGACUUCACAGAGAUAAGGUAUGAUCUAUACCAGUGUAUUACUGUAUUGCGGCGGCAGCAGGGAGCGC